Molecule: messenger RNA, 693 nt
Organism: Lichtheimia ornata
Lineage: Eukaryota; Fungi; Mucoromycota; Mucoromycetes; Mucorales; Lichtheimiaceae
Exons: 1
Coding region: 1-693 (230 amino acids)
Molecular function (GO): hydrolase activity, hydrolyzing O-glycosyl compounds
Source: RefSeq, a predicted model, not a curated record
AUGGCAACUGGGUUGAUCAAGCACAUUCCUAGUCACCUGGCAACGACGACUACGUUGCUAUGUUUCAUAUCUGGAUAUCGGUCGACAUGCAAGACAUCAGCCAAGGCUCAGUGUGUGCGUGAUUAUGCAAAGCAACAUGGAUAUGGAUAUAUGGCAUGGGACCAUCAACCGGAUGCCUCUGUACAAACGUGGUUUGAACGAAGCCUUGCGAUGCUUCCUCAAGAUCAACCGUUGGUGCUGGUAGGAGCGAGUAUGGGGACAUGGUUGGCAUUACUACUUGCAAAAGCACGCCCUGAUCAAGUACGCGGUAUCAUUGGUGUGGGUGGCGCUGUCAACAAUACCGAGCGAUGGCUAAAAGAAGCUCCCUCCACUCAAAAUCAAAACGAGAUUUGGCGACGUCCAUCCCUUUAUGCAAAGGAAGGCUAUUAUGAAAUACCCAUUCGAAUGUUACUUGAGUCAAGAAAAGCACUAUGGUCGUACAAGGACGACCAUGUUAAAUGCCCGGUGCACUUGAUACAUGGUCGGCAGGAUCCCGAUGCUCCGUUCUCUGAAGCACUGUUAUUACAGCAAUCGCUUUCACCCGUAGCAACCUUACAUGUAAUAGAAGAUGGGGAUCAUCGUCUCUCACGUCCACAAGAUUUGCAGGUUCUAGAAUCAACUUUGGAUAGCAUGAUGACUCGUAUUAUAAAGUGA